Molecule: messenger RNA, 1821 nt
Organism: Fusarium fujikuroi IMI 58289
Lineage: Eukaryota; Fungi; Ascomycota; Sordariomycetes; Hypocreales; Nectriaceae
Exons: 1
Coding region: 1-1821 (606 amino acids)
Source: RefSeq, a predicted model, not a curated record
AUGAGCGACGCGCAAAGAAAAAACAGACGUGCCUCGAGCCGUCACGAGGAUGAGCCUGCUGCCAAGAGGAAAGGUCGGCCAAAGAAGGCUGACCAGACUUCACAAGCUCCCUCUACUGCCAUGAGCCGGGUGCAAGCCAGGAGAAUGGUGGCAGAAAAUCCCAAUCUGCAAUACACAGGCGACGACUUGGACGCGUAUUACCGCGAACUUGUCUCGUGGCACGUGGACGGUCCAUGGGAUCCUGAAGACGAUGAUGCGAUUGAUGAAGAAUGGGAACAGUCUCCUCAAAAGGCCAACUCUAAAUUCACACCGUCGCAACAUUCGUCGUUUUUGACUAUGUUCAAGGUCUGCCUCCGACUGUUCAAGUCAACACCGGUCGCAAUCUUCUCUCCAUACCAUAGCCUUCGGUACUGCUCACUGGCACCUAACGGCUACGGAAACGAAUGGAUCUACACCAGGCCAUUCUGCGACAGCUUUACGGACAUCAUGGAACACCCGUUUUGGGAGUCAAACACAGAUCUCUUGGCGACGGCCUUGCAAUGGACGGUUAUCUGUCGCCUCGACGAUCGCCGUCUAUGGAGCGGUCGACUCGACAAGCCUUGUCCAGCUCUCGACUCCGUCUAUGCCGAAGUUCAGCGCUGCCAUGAGCAAAAGGUCGAAUUAUCUUGUUCGUAUCAUGAAAUGCAUGUGUCGGAAAGGGAGCGUAUCUUGGAGCGCGGAGAGUCACCUGGUGAGUGGUCAGAUCUUUUCUACCAGAUAGGUGAGCUCGCCUCUGAACACACUGCUACCAAGCCCAAACCAGCAUUCACGGAGCUGCUUGGCCUUAAGGUCCUACCAGUUACAAUUCACGAUUUGAAGCUUCUUACGGAUGCUCUUGACUCCACAGACCUCAGGCCCGAAUGGAACUACAGCGUCGACGAAGCUACAAAAGGUUGGAGUGCGGAGGUCUCUGGACAGGACUUACCUACGAUGAAGAAGCUCCCUCUUGUCUUUGAGAUCGCUUGGAAGAGCGUGUUUCGAUAUGUGAGACUUGUGAAGCGAAAACUUGCGUCGGACUCUUCACCACCGCUAGGUGAUGAUGAAGACCAGGACUCGCAGGGCUCGGUCCAUCCUCGUGACGAUGAAGACCAGGACUUGCAGGGCUCGAUUCAUACUAGUGAUGGUCAAGACAACGAGUCUGAACCCGAGAUAGCUCAUCGGCCGCGAACACUUCGUCGCCGUCAAGUUGUCGAUGACGACUAUGACAGAGAAGAUGAGUUCAUUCCUCACUCGAGCCCUGGAAUUAACCACGAGGGUACUGGCGAGGAUGACUUUAUGGAUUGUCACUUGGAACUCGAUUUCGGUCUCGACCUGCCUCCCGAUGAUGCGGCACAAAGUACUUCUGGAGCAGAUGUACUUCUGGCACAUGGUCCUACCCUCUCUUCAAGACAGUCUUUGAGACCUUCUGAACCCCCGGUUCAUGGCUCUUUCCAUGAAGAGCAGAUGUCUACAGAGAUCUCGUCGUUGAAGGAGGAAAACGCCAAGCUGUACAAGCUCGUACAAGAAGGCCAAAAACAGCAAAUGGAGCUCAUUCUCAACAUGAAGGAAGAGCAAAACCAACAGAUGCUCGACAUGAGGAACGAGCAAAAUCAACAGAUGCUUGAUAUGAAGGAGCAGCUGCAGAGCAUGCAAUCUGAAUUGACUCAGCUGCGUAAAACAAAGGAAGCGCCCAACCAAGCUGACGUUGAACAGAGCCAUCCUGAAAGGCCUAGCCUUCCCGAACCGACUGUAAUCGCCCCUGGUGCUGCCACCAGAAGUCCUGAGUUAGGAACAAGUCCUUAG